Molecule: messenger RNA, 2060 nt
Organism: Aphanomyces astaci
Lineage: Eukaryota; Oomycota; Saprolegniomycetes; Saprolegniales; Verrucalvaceae
Exons: 6
Coding region: 1-1836 (611 amino acids)
Source: RefSeq, a predicted model, not a curated record
AUGGACAGUCUGACCGACCAUCGUCGGCGCUCCGACGACACGGCCGUAGCCAUCAUCAAUGCCAAGUGGCUCACGUCGACUAUACGACCGAUUCAAGAACCAACGAAUGAAGCUGGAGUGCAUGAGAAUAGCCCAGGAGGGUACACUUGCCCGUCAUCAGUCGCGUCGGAUGGAUCGAACGAGGCUGGCGCUCCACCGCAUGCAGUCAAGAGUGAGGAGGCCCCUGGUUUCCACCCGAUCGACGUGGACCAAGAAAUGGAAGCUCCGUCCUUUCAACUACUCAACUUUGCCGCGCACGUCGCCGCUCCAGUGCCCCUCUUCGACCAAGCAAUCCCCGCGGACCGUAGUGGCGACAUGGUUGAGCCAACGUCGAUGCCGGGGGACUCUCAAGGCGCGCCACCAUCGUUUAGUUUAUUGUCCUCUCUCCGCACUGGCCUUCCCCCGUCGGAUUAUUCCCUUCCACGUCCAGCCGAGUUCCAGGAAGACCGUGGUGUCGUGUGGGUGGACGAUGGUGGGGGGGCACCUCGACGACAGUUGAUGCAUCCAACGGCAUCCCUAGACAGCGACCAUUGUUCGUCGACACUUCAACGGGAUCGUAUGCCAUCCCACUCGUCGCAGUCGUCUUCUACCCACAGUGACCUUGCCAUGCGCCAAGCCGGAUUGGACGACAGCUCGGACGAAGAAGAAAUCAAGCCCAGAAAACAGUUGCGGGGAAACCGAGUGUCGAUUCAGUCGGCCGAGUGGACGUGCAAGUGGUGCACAUAUGCCAACGAAGGCGACGGCGCGAGCAAUGAAUGCGAUUGUUGUGGUCAAGCCAAGGGAUCGUCGUUGGGACUGCCGAGGACGACACAUACUACAAGCAAAGCCACAACAAAGACGAGGAGCACACGACCCAUCAACAUGGACGAGAAUGAGUCCAAUAUAUAUCCUUCAGGAAACGAACAAGGAGGCACCGGUGCUGGCUGGCUGUGUAACAUGUGCACGUACGAGAACUGUACCAACCCCGUGCGAUGCGAGUUGUGCGACACACCAAAAGGCUCCAACAUGCCGUCGCAGUCUGAGAUACGGGAAUUCAACCACUUUGAUGACCUAGACGACGAUGACGACUUUGAAGUUUACGCAUCGGACGCGACCAACAACCCUCCUGACGUGGUCGACUUGACAGCGGCCAGUGACGGGAACCGACAGCCGUUGUACGACAACCAGUCCGACUCGAUUGAAGAAAUCUCAGACACCGAGCGCCGUCCUCGCUCCCCCACAUCCUCAUGGCAUACCACCACCGAGUUGCGCGAGUUUACGUCCUUUACCCCCGUCUCGUUGCUCCGACAUCAGGCAGAUAGCAUCGACUAUUUGAACAUGUUUGGUGCCAACAGGUCAUACUCGGAUCGAUUGCAAACUCGAGUGUCGGAAUCUCGACGACGACAGGCGGCGCAGGCACGAGGAGGAGGAGGAGGGGGCCAACCAAAAUCCUCUGGAAAGCGCAAAAAAGGGGCCAAGAAAGGUCGAAAGUCCCCCGCCAAAGCCCCCAAAGAAUAUGCUUCGAAUCGAUCGUCGGUUCCUCAAUUUCAACGAGCAUCCGCGGCCGGAAAACGUCGCGCCAUGCCGCCAUUCCAAAAGGCUUCUGCAGCAACCAGCAGUAGUAGCAGUACCAGUGGGGCCCCUCGUCUGGUCAAUGCCAACUUACAGCCCAAGGCGCGGACAAACUCGAUGCGCGUCGUGGCCGAAGAAGGCGACUUUGGAGCAUUUCGAUCGGCGCGGCAUCAUGCCGCCGACUCGAGCCGCCUCGCCGCCGCGGCGUGGGAAGGGCAAGGGUCGAUGCGGUACGAAGACGAUUAAAUUAACAAAACUCUUCAAGGAUACUUGUCGAACGCACUAAAACUAUCUUGGGCCGUCCGCGACAGUUUCGAGUAGUUGAGCAGCCCCAAGAGCCCAAUGCUCACGGUGGCACUCACGACAAACAACACGUCAAACCAGGACGCAAACCCAUAGUAAUCGAUCGGGCCCAACACGGCAUCGAUGUGUCGCCUAGAAAAAGAUAUCAUCAACUCGUAUGAAAAACG